AUGACUUCACAUGACAUUAACACCUCUCUGCACCUGAUCGCUCUCAACUCACCCCAGUGGGGAGUAAUGCAGGGUAUCAGGGGUGUAGAUGGCAAAUGCUUCUUCCAGGCCCAAGCCAUCAGGCUCAAAGGAAUAUUCAGGGCUUUCCUGUCAUCCUGGUUACAGGCAUUGUUUGACAGAAUGACAAGCUGUUUAAUAUUUUCGAAGGAAGAAGAAUUAUUCAGCAACUGGGAAUCCAUCUUUAGUGGCUCAGAGGGCAAGAUGAAUGAUAAUGCGUGCAUCUAUUCAUUUGAUGGUCAAGAUGUUCUUGAUGAUGAGGUAGGGAAGAUGGUAUGGCAUGGAUCAAGCACUGAGGGAAGCAGGCAGACAGACAGCUACUGUGAAACAUGGCAAACAGGGAGUCAUGCCGUCACAGACAUGGCUUCCUCGCUUCAAGAAGGCUACCUACUUCAGCAGUUGCCACGUGGCUGUACCAGCUCUUUUAUCGUACUAUGCAUUGAUAACAGUUUUAUUGCUAUUAGUAAACCAAAAUGUCUGACUUAA
This is a messenger RNA of Carassius carassius (crucian carp), 543 nucleotides long. RefSeq names its product collagen alpha-1(XVIII) chain-like. Bases 1 to 543 code for a protein of 180 amino acids. The record is from RefSeq and is a predicted model, not a curated record. Lineage: Eukaryota; Metazoa; Chordata; Actinopteri; Cypriniformes; Cyprinidae. The transcript has 5 exons.